This is a messenger RNA of Dermacentor albipictus, 1528 nucleotides long. RefSeq lists its product as uncharacterized. NCBI's taxonomy places the organism in Eukaryota, Metazoa, Arthropoda, Arachnida, Ixodida, Ixodidae. Gene Ontology annotation, molecular function: protein binding. The record is from RefSeq and is a predicted model, not a curated record.
GGGAAGGAGCCAUUCCGAUAACUCGGUCCCUCCGAAGCCGUGGAUUAACUUUCGUGAAUUUUCUUUUCUUUUUCCCCUCCCGAUAUGACAAAGCGCCUCUCCACCCCGAGGCUUCGCCGAUACGGCUUCGUGGCGUGCGCCGACGCCGUGGGACGAAGAAGAAGAGGAAGACGACGACGACCGCGGACGACACGGCGCCGACGUCCGGGAGCCCACGUCGCUCCAAGCUCCGCGCGAAGCGGACGACGCGGGCGUGCUCGCCAGGCCACCAUGCGUCGCGGUACCGCCCCCUGCACGCCGUCGUCGAGGUACGCCCGGAGAAGAACAGUGUCGACGCCUCCACAGGCUGGGAUUAACAGCGGCCUCGGAGCGGCGUUGAUCCUGCUGUCCUGGGCGCUGGCUCUUCCAGCUGCCGGCGAACCGCAGGGCAGCUUCGAGCGCCUGAUGGAGGCCGCCGGGAAGUCGUCCCACAGGCGUCGCGACCCGGCCGACCUGGACGACGGCAGCUACCGGUAUCCGCGGAGCAGCUUCGACCGUUCGGACGACCUGGACGACGCGGGCUUCCAGGAGCCCCCGCGCAGCUUCGAGCGACUGAUGGCCCAUGGUGCCGGGGAGUCCUCGUCACCCAUCAAGCGCACCAAGCCUGCCGACAUGGACGGUAGCUACCGGGCGUACUACAUGAACGACUACUGCAACGCGGGCCAGAAGGCGCUGCCCGUGCACCUGCAGCUGAACAGCGACCAGGCGGGCGUCGUGCUCUACUCGCACCGGCGCAAUUCGACGCCCCGCUCGAGCGUCUGUCAGCUGCCCUUCCAGGUGGAGAACGCCGCCAAGUUCACGCUCUCCUUCCGGUUCUUCGACACCGUCUCCGAGUCCUUCAUCUGCUUCAUGUACCUGGAGUUGGUGUCCAGCACCGAGACGACAGACCUGCUCUGCGGCAAGGACUACACGGGCACCAAGAGCAUGGUCAAGGCUAGCUCGUCUCUGACGCUACGCUGGACGGUGUCCGCCCGGGAGGUGCUCAAGCGGCUCGGAGGCUUCGAGAUCGUGAUCACCGGAUUCCAGCAGCCCGAGUCCAGCGGCUGUGCCAAGGGCAUGACCCGCUGCACCAACGACCGCUGCGUCUGGAGCGGCUUUAAGUGCGACGGCAAGGACAACUGCGGCGACUUCAGCGACGAACGACUCUGCUUCGCCGGCAAGCAAGACUUCACGCUGUACCUGAUCGCGCUGUUCGUCAUCACGCUCAUGCUUCUGGCCAUCGGCGUCGUUUUCAAGAUCAUGUACAACAAGUACCCCGUAGUGAUCGCCGGAGGUCCGGAGCCCGUGGACGCGAACCGCGAAGGGAUGGUGCAGACCGUGCUGUUGCCGGGGCCCCCGCCCGCCAUGGUCGUGCGUCGGAAGGGCUCGGUGCAAGACUCCACGGGCCGUCCCAGGGCCGGGAGCGUCGUCAGAUGAGGCUCGCCACGUGUGGCGCCUAUAUAACGUAUCGCCGCACCGCGCACAACGAAAUAAAAAUUUACGGAAACGA